GUUUGCAAACAACUUCUUUUUCCAUAGCAACGGAUGCGGAUCUUCUUCGCUUCAUAACAUGUGCGGCUGCAUCAGAACCGAUCGAUAUUUUACAGAACUUUAAGGAUGCUGAAACGGAAAUGGAACAACAAGCAAUACUGUGGCGAUGUCGAAUCGGAUCCAUUCGACUACGUCUAUCGGGGCAGUGUGUUUAAUCCAUUUAAGGAAUCGAAUAAGGUGCCGACAGUGGAGGAACAUACGUACAAUAGCGCCGAAAUCGAUACGGAAGAUCUGAUUGAAGACAUUCAGCUGCCCGCUCAUCUUCUUUCGGCAAAAGUGCGCCAACAGUAUCUGUAUUAUCUGGAUAGAGUGCUUCAGAAGAAUUAUCACACAUGGUUAUCAUCCUACAGCAGUGAGCACGACGACGAUAAUCCGUUCACCGAUGACGAACUGAGACAGUGUGCUGAAACUAUUGAGAUGCGAGCGGUUCAAUCUUGUAUGAUCACAUCUCUCUAUCGCAAUUUUAUCCUCCAGAAGAUUGGAGAAAUCCGGAAACAAACGGUACUUGGAGUGAUUCAUCCCAAUCUCACUGACGUAAAGUUUAAGCCUGCAAUCGUGAAAAGAGAACAGUGCCACGUCGGUGUACAGACCGAUCCGAUCGCUUUCCUGCCCGCGUUAAAUGUUUCUACUGAAGAACACACGCCACUAGCAAAUGUCCCCCAAAUAAGUUUGGAAGAAAAAAUGCAAUUAUUUCAGCGCAAUAACUUCAUAUCAGACAAAUCCGUGUAUCAAGAGCUUUCUGGUGAUGGGAAUGUAUCGUUGGAAUGCACCUUUCCAGUACAAAAGUCGAAAGAAAUUCCCCAAGCGGUGAAUUCUACCGAGGCAAUAGUGGAAUGUAAACGGCCGCGCAACGAGGCAAUGGAUGAUGAAAUUCUCAAGGAAUUGCAAGCGAUGUUUGAACCCUCGGACGACGAAGCGAACAUAUUCGGAUGGAGCGAAGAUCAAGAACAGACGAGGGUGGAAAAUGUUGCACCACAUCAAGGUGGAACGCAAUCAGCAAGCACACAUUUUGCUGCAUCAUCAAGUCCCAAAAUCGAUCGCGCGAUAUUGCAACCAGCAGUUGUGCACGAACCGCAAGAUUUGCGCUGCAGUAUGUGGCCGUGUGAGUUGCACAUGCAGCGUAUGAAGUUGCGCAAUUUGUUGGUAAAAAUAGCGGAAGAUAACUACCGUCGGUAUGAGCGGAUCGUGCAGACUCAAUUCGUGGCUCUGUUUGGGGAAGACGAUGGGGAAGAGCAAGAUCUCGGUCCGUAUAGUCCAUCGAUUGAGCUGAAUGAGGUAUUGGUGUCCAGCUGCAGGCAGCGUAUUGCCAAGUGGGUCGUUCAAGCGCUCAUGCGUCCUUUGAACGAUGGACUAAUAGGAAACAGGUUUCUUUUCAAGAAGCUUGCCAAGCGGUUAGCUGAUGGUAUAAUCUACCUAAACCAAUAUCCUGACAAAAAAUUCAUCCGCAACUACGUAAACGACUACUUUUGUUCACACACGCAAAUAAAAUGUGUCGAAGAUAUAACCUAAAUGGUAAGAUAAGCUAGCUUUUCCGAUGAACUGCUUCCAAAUAAAUGCCAACAUUAUCCCGCAAAUCAAU
Anopheles funestus (African malaria mosquito) is the source of this 1618-nucleotide messenger RNA. RefSeq lists its product as uncharacterized. Lineage: Eukaryota; Metazoa; Arthropoda; Insecta; Diptera; Culicidae. Bases 106 to 1548 code for a protein of 480 amino acids. The transcript has 5 exons. The record is from RefSeq and is a predicted model, not a curated record.